AACCGUCUGUGAUGCCGGAAACUGAUGCUUGAAGACAGUUCACGACGGUUUACUCGAAAUAAUAUGUUUUUAUUCUAUAAAGUGACACCAUAAAGCUUUUAAAAAGAGCUUCAGAUGAAUGUAUGAAAUCUCUGUCUUUCUGUCAGACAUGAGUUCGAAGAGACCCAAGAGCAGAGUGAGCAGCGGGACCAGUAAAGUCAAGGGGAAAGAUAAAAAAAAUGAGAAUAAUUUCCCCACCCCGGAUGAAGGUGCAGCAGAAUCUGGUCAUCCGGAAUACAUCUUCCCGCUGGUCCUGACCUCCGCCACACAGGAGCUGUUUGGUUGCCGGGCAGAUGAGGAUGUAACCGGAGAAAAUCCUUACAAGCUGCUGAAAAAGGAAGACAUAAUUCAGGACAUGAAAACCAGAGCGGCCGUGUCUGACUUCAGCCCCGUCAAACAAAUAGUGCUGGAGUACCCUGAAGAUGAACUUCUGCUGGUGUUUGACAGAGACUUCACAUACGGACAGUGCUUCUAUCUGGUGCUCACAGAAGAGGCCAAAGGGAACAUGUUGAAGUCUCCAGUACAGGGUGAUGAUGAGGAGCUGGUGGAGGAUAAAGAGGAGGAGGACAUGAUUGUGCCAAAAACUCCAGAGUCUCAUCCAUGGAUCCCUCUGGGAAGUGAGCAGGAGAUCGAGGAAGAGUCGGUCACAGAGUCCAGACCCAGACUCAGGUAUAAGAUCUCUCCUCUGAUGCGGCACUGCGGCGCUCCGGUGUGUUUCUCUGACCGCAGUGCUCUGGAUGGGAAGGACGGAUACGUGGAGUGUCCGUCAUACGAGGACAAGAGCUUCAGCAUCAGACAGAUGGAGAGACACACGGCCGUUCAGGCCUCUGGCGACACCAAACACUCGUCCACUCAGACACUGUGGAAAUACCCAAAGAACAUGUGCACCCAGUACGAACCCCGAGAGUUCAGUCCUGAGGAGAAAGAACAUCACCUGCGAUCAGAAAACAUGAAGAACUUCAUCACAUCUGUAGCAAUAAGGUUUGAAAUCUCCCUGCAGCAGAAUCACAUUGCAGACGUGUUUUGUGACGACUGGACGGCCCUGUGUGAGGACGACGGCAUGCCGACGGGGAAAACAGAGACACAGCUGAAGGAAUAUCAGUCUUUCAUGGACCUUCACUUCAGCAAAGAGAAAAGCAUCAGCCACGUCCACUGGCAUCCCACCAUCAGCGGUGUGAUCGCUGUGGCCAUGACAGAGAGAAUGUCUCUUGAGGAGCGGAUUGAUAACUCCACUAAACUCCUGUUAAACCCGCCCUACAUUCUCUUCUGGAGCUUCACUGACCCUAUAAAUCCACAAUUGCAGCUGGAAUGUCCUGAUGAUUGUCUUAGUUUCCAGUUCUGUCCGUCUGACCCGAAUAUCAUCGCUGGCGGCUGCAUGAACGGCCAGGUAGUAUUAUGGGAUAUUUCAGCACAUGUGGAAAGACUGCAGGACACCCGCAGUGGCGGCAAAAACAUCUCAAAUAAACUAGACAAAAACAAUGCAGUUCCAGUGGUCCGGUACUGCGCUGUGUCUGGGAUAGAGAACGGACACAAAGCUCCGAUCACAGAUAUCCAGUGGCUGCCAGAAACCUUCGAGGUAUCCAGAUUAGGGAUUCCUGUGGAAAAUACAAGUCGUAUCUCCGUUCAGAUAGUCACAUGUGCUCCUGACUGCUGUGUGUUAUUCUGGGAUCUUCGACCUCCUCGUGCCGUGUCUCAAUCCCUCACGGACGUGAAACAGAAAUCGGAGGACAAGCCUCUGGAAAACCCUCAAGGUGUUCCAAAUACAUUCAAACACCUCAACCUGACCUGGAAACCCUUGAUCCGAGUCUCCCUACCAAAGAUCGGCUCCAGUGGUGAAUACAGUCCUCUGAAGUUCAGCUUGAGGGACAAUACAGUGGACUACAUUACAGGCGAUAAACCUGCACAGAUCACGGAGCGUGAAGAAGGCUGUGGAUUCGCUCAGCUCCGGGUGCCGUCGGCCAAAGAGCAGAAACCUCUAGACAACAUCAGCACCAAACUGUAUGUGGGGACGGAGGAUGGAGAACUCGUUUACACCGACUGGAAAAUGGAGAAGGACAACGACUCAGGACGACUCUUCAGUGCCAAACCCAGCCAUCGGUUCCUCUCACACCACACUAUGAUCAACACCGUGAGCCGCUCUCCGUUUUUCAAGGACAUCAUCCUGACGGUGGGCAGCUUCAGUUUCGCCAUCUGGAAAGAAGGGGUCACGAGUGGCCCGAUCCUCUUGUCGGCCUGCUCCAAAAUGAUGUGUACGGUCGGUCACUGGUCCCUGUCCCGGCCGGCGGUCUUCUUCAUCGGGAAGGAGAACGGAAACAUCGAGGUUUGGGACCUGCUGCAAAACACCCAUGAGCCCUCACAAACCCAGAACAUCAGCGCCACCUCCAUUACCUGCAUCAAAACCAGCAGCACCUCCGCGAAGCAUCAUCUUCUGGCGGUUUCAGACCGUAUCGGCACCCUACACAUCCUACAGAUCCCAUGGACCCUGCGCAAAUCCUCCAACAGCGAGAGACAGAAUGUGAGGAAGUACUUUGAAAAGGAAGAGGAACGGCUGGAGUACUUUGAGAAACGGCAGAUCAAACACGAGAAGCAGAAGAAAGAGAUGGAAGCUGAACAACUGAAGAAGAAGACGGAGCCAGUGAUACCACUGAAACAGGUAGAGGAGCUGGAGGCGGAAGCGCUGAAGGAAUAUGAACAGUUUCUGGCUCUGGGGAAGGACAUUUUGAAGAACAUGGGCCUCCUGACUGAAACACAGGACGAUUCAGAUCUGUAAUGCAUUAGAGACAUCAUUAUCGUAUCAUCACCAUCACGCUCUAGAAAAAAGCACAAGAAUCUAGAAAUUGCAGCUGAGUCAGAUGUUCAGAUACUGUAACAAGAAUUAAUUAUUUGUACUUCUGUAAGUUCUUAAAAAAAAGCCCAUCUAGUUUGUCAUUCCAAUUAGAACAAUGUAAAUCAUUCAGUGUUAUUCAGUGUAAACUUGCUUUUCAAGUUGGAACAACAUUCCAGAUGUAAUAAUUUGAAAUCAAUUCUAAAGGAUCAAAUAAGAAUCAGAUGAGGUCAGAAAUUCAAACUUUUUGGAUGAUUCUAAUUGAUUGGUUCCAAAACAAAAAUCCAUUAGCAAAUCCUUUAGUUUUUUAACAACUAAAAACUACUUGUGUAUUAUUUUCUGAAUGUAAAACAGUAAAAACAGUUUCUUAAGAAGGGCAGCUGGCGUGUUUGGUUCUCUCAAGCUGCACGCGCAGUGACCUUGAAGAUCGAUUCUUCCUCCGGUUACUCGUCUGAGUUCAUCUUCAUUUCCCCUCAGCGCCGUAAUCAAACACGCUCUUAAUUCAGCGGCUUCGCGUCCGACAGCUAAUCUAUAACAGGUUAUCUGGUUACACGCAGACACAUUCAGGCACUUAAUGUACAAUAUUGAUCAACUUCAGACCGACUCGUAUCGAUUCAGUACAGAUACUAAUCUUCCUUUUCAAGAGCGUACGUGACAAUUCACAUAUAAUGCAGGUUUAGUCGAUAUACAGUGACUUUCAGGUCAAUUUCAUAAAAAUGCAUCCUAUGAAUUUCAAGUCAACUUUAUAAAAUGCAUUUCUAUAGGUCACUUAGGUAAGGUUUUGGCAGCCCUAAAGUAGUUGAUUAAUGUAGAAUUUCAAUUAUCGACUGCUUUGUCUACCAUUUAAAAACAUACCGCUGAUGAAACAGCAGAAGAGCAAAUUUCUAUGUAAAUUGUUAAUGAUUACAUAUUUGCAUAAACUGAACCCAAUACAAUAACAUAAUGUAUACAGAAAUUAAUUUUGCCUACAUUUCAUGAAUAAGGCACAGUAUGCAAAAUGGUAUGCAUAAAAGUUUCAAAAAGUAGUACAAAACAUUACUUUUGCAAGAGAUGCAUUUUCCUCUCAAAAAUAACAAUGCUCACUUUGCAUUUUUAAUUUAGUUUGUAAGCAAAUGUUGCAGAUAACGAGUCACGAAAGAGAAAUAACAAUGGAUGCCGUUUCGAAUUCAUUUCCUCACACUGGAAAUCGAGUACGAUGCAUUAUGGGAUGCUGUUGUUCAUGCAGUGUUCUCUGUUCCACAUCUUGGCAGUUGUCUUAAUAUGUAUUAGUGUGCAAUAACACUAAUUCACAGGCUCAUAAAUUUUGUGUCUGUUGCAUGAAUCCGCACGUCGUUCUACGAACCAAACAAUCACAUCAUCUGUUCAUUAUCCAGCUGCAUUAGACGUCUAUCUCAACAUUUUCUCUUCUUAAUCUGUUCCUGUUGGGCAAACAAAGGCAGUUUUGACUAAAUCUGGCCGCGUUUCAACACUGAUAAAGCUUUUUUCUCCUUUAAGCUCCGUCCGAUACUCUGAUAGACGUGUAAUUUUACAGACUUCGACGAGUGCAAUCUGCAGAUUUUACAGAGUAAACGCUAAAUGUACAGUGACGACAUCAGCGUGAUCACCUCUACAAAGCGCCGGCCAAUCAAAGGUCAUCUCUUCCAGGCAUCCAAUCACAACGCUCUGUUUCACAUCAAAGGGUCUUUGGGACUUGACUGGGCCAAUCGCACGUCUGAAGUGCAGCCAAAUGCUGACAGAGGGUAUGGAUGUUUAUCACAGAAAGCAAAGCAGGUGUCUCUGAAGACGUACGUCUGCGCUGCUGGAGAAAUCAGCGAGAUUUCAGACCUACAGAAUGACAUUUACCCAGAGUGUCUGUGGAAAAGAGGCCAAUAACUUUACUAGCUGCGUCCCAAUUCAGAGGCUGGAUCAUUCAAAGGCCAAACGCGUUGGCACGACAAAGGCUGUCCCAGUUCGAAGGCUCCAUCAAAUGAGGCCUACAAAUGAAUCCUCCUUUCCCUGGGCCUCGAAGGAUAGAACGAGAUCCUUCACAGCCCAGCCUAUCCCAAGAUUCAUUGCGUGCCAUUGUUUUUUUGGCACAGACUCACCUGAUAUAUCAGACUGAUGAUGACUGAGCUUCCAUGACAGAUCACGGGCUAAUCUU
This is a messenger RNA of Megalobrama amblycephala (Wuchang bream), 5003 nucleotides long. It is a transcript of the gene dnai3, whose product is annotated as dynein axonemal intermediate chain 3. Gene Ontology annotation, biological process: inner dynein arm assembly; cilium movement involved in cell motility. The coding region runs from base 119 to 2809 and encodes 896 amino acids. The transcript has 23 exons. Lineage: Eukaryota; Metazoa; Chordata; Actinopteri; Cypriniformes; Xenocyprididae. The record is from RefSeq and is a predicted model, not a curated record. Gene Ontology annotation, molecular function: dynein light chain binding; dynein heavy chain binding. Gene Ontology annotation, cellular component: inner dynein arm.